Messenger RNA from Ruditapes philippinarum (Manila clam), 951 nucleotides. RefSeq names its product multiple epidermal growth factor-like domains protein 10. The record is from RefSeq and is a predicted model, not a curated record. The transcript is spliced from 5 exons. The coding region runs from base 1 to 951 and encodes 316 amino acids. NCBI's taxonomy places the organism in Eukaryota, Metazoa, Mollusca, Bivalvia, Venerida, Veneridae.
AUGGCUUUUGUUCACCAUGCCCUCAAGAUUGUGAAACUUGUACCAACUGGGAUAAGUGUACUUCAUGUAAGCCGAAAAAGUUGUAACCAGUGUCAAAUACACAAUGAUUCGUUAGUCUGCGCUGAUUGUGCAGAAGGACAAAUAUUCAAUGGUCAAACAUGCGGAUCACACACAUCAUUGUGCCCAGAUGGAUGUUCUACGUAUUGUGAUAGUUAUGGAAUAUGUCAAGGAGAAUGUAUUGAGAGCUGGACUGGUGAAAAAUGUUCUGAACAAUGUAACAGUAAGUGUUUAAAGUGCUCAAAAGAUAACGGAAAUAGUUGUCUACUGUGUGUUGGUAAUUUUUACUCAACCGAUUGCAGUUUAGCCUGUAACCCGUCAUGCAUAGUAAUAAGUGGAAAACCUACAUGUGGACAUGCAGACGGAUAUUGUCUAAACGGGUGUAACCAAACAUAUUGGGGCGACACCUGUGAUAAACCUUGUCCUGGUGGAUGUAAAAAUCAUAUAUGUGAUCGAAACAACGGUACAUGUACAGAUGGAUGUAAGGAUGGACUGACCGGAGAUAAAUGUACUCAAACUAUCACAAUCGAAACAUCAAUGACAUCAACAAUAACAACACCAGCCGAACCUGUAACACAACAACAAACAUUUGUGCGUCGUGAUGAUCAAGCUAAUAUUUUUACCAUUGGUUAUUUCUCUGGAUUUGGAUCUUGUGCUGCCAUAGUAGUAUUUGCUGCUUUGUUUAAGCUAAUUAGACGAAGGUAUCUGGGAAGAAAAACGCCCAACGACAACAAACCAAACAUUGAGAAUCCGACAUAUUAUAACACUAGAACUGAUUUUGGAGCUGUAAAUGCUGAGUCAGCUGAAGUGUCUAAUGAUUACGAGCGUUUGAGUAAUAACAGGACCACGGAUAAUCUAUACAGUGUUAAUUAUCUAGGAACAACAUUGUCAUAG